This is a messenger RNA of Lasiodiplodia theobromae, 1500 nucleotides long. Its product is annotated as Hly-III-related protein. The record is from RefSeq and is a predicted model, not a curated record. The coding region runs from base 1 to 1500 and encodes 499 amino acids. Gene Ontology annotation, molecular function: signaling receptor activity. The transcript has 2 exons. Gene Ontology annotation, cellular component: membrane. Lineage: Eukaryota; Fungi; Ascomycota; Dothideomycetes; Botryosphaeriales; Botryosphaeriaceae.
AUGGCGUGCACGGCCACGUCCAUCAUGACCGAGUCCUACGAGGAACCCGUUAUCGGCACCUCGUCCGGUCUCGCUGUCCGCCGAGAAGAGCUGCGCCGGCGCAGGCAUUCCUCCUAUCACCGCCGGAAUUGGUCCAUGGAGGACAACGUACAGGUUUUGGUCGACCGAUUUCUGAUCGAGCUUGAGCGCCGCCUUGACUUUAUAGAAUCUUACGGCCAACUGAAGCUGGAUGCCGGCAUUGAGCGUGCCUACAACACCCUCCACACCGUGCGCGACUCGUGCUCGAGCGUGAGGAACGACGUAAUAGACGCCGGCAAGCGCCGAGCGAGCGUCCUUGUUACGACCCUGGAGACGAUCCACCAGGAUGCCUUGGCGCGGAAGGAGACCAUGGAGCAGAAGGUGCACGAGGGUAUCCGGUUGUUGGAAUUGACGCUGGCCGACUUUGAGGCCCGCGCCUACGCCAUGCGGGACGCCGGCGUACGGGCCGUAGCCCACGAGAUCUACGGCGAGGGCCACCGGAGGAUGCACGACGCCAAGGUCAAGGCGAAGGAAGUCAUGGGCGAGGGUCUGGAGAAGGCGAGACGAGCCAAGGACAGCAUGAAGGAGAGCGUGGAGCAUGCCGUGGGACACGCAUUGGCGAGAGCAAAGGAGCACGGCCUGAUCAGGUACGAGGAUCUUCCGGAGCCCUGGCGCGUGAACCCCCACAUCCUCAAGGGAUACCGAUUCCACGAGGACAAGCUGGACUGCAUCCUGUCCGUCUUCAAUCUUUCCAACGAAUCCUUCAACAUCUGGUCCCACGCCAUCGGUCUGGUCAUCGUCCUGUCCAUCGCCUUUUACUUCUAUCCCACCAGCGUCAACUUCCACAUGUCGAGCAAAUCCGACAUCUUGAUCGCCGCCAUGUUCUUCUUCGCUGCCUGCAAGUGCCUGGUCUGCAGCACCAUGUGGCACACUAUGAGCAGCAUCUCGGAACAGAAGCUGAUGGAGCGUUUCGCCUGCGUCGACUACACGGGAAUUUCGCUCCUCGUGGCAGCCUCCAUCAUGACGACCGAGUACACGGCGUUCUACUGCGAGCCCGUCUCACGCUGGAUCUACAUGGGCACCACUCUGAUGCUUGGCGUGGGCGGCGUCAUCUUGCCCUGGCACCCGACCUUCAACCGUGCUGACAUGGCUUGGGCCCGUGUUUGCUUCUACGUGUCGCUCUCGGCCACCGGUGCUAUUCCGGUGGUCCAGCUCAUUCACUCGCGCGGUCUUUUCUGGGCCAUUUACUUCUACGCCCCCAUCGUCAAGUCCCUUGCCGUUUACCUCACUGGAGCUGUGCUCUACGCCGCCAAGAUUCCCGAGCGCUGGUGCCCGGGCAUGUUCGACUACGUUGGCGGCAGCCACAACAUCUGGCAUGUCGCGGUGCUCGGCGGUAUUCUUUUCCAUUACGUGGCCAUGCAGGAGUUCUUUGCGCAGGCUUUCCUGCGCGCCCAGACACAGCCGCAGUGUUCGGCGUAUUGA